UUGAAUCGGAUCAGAAACGGAAGAACGGUUGUCCGGGAAAGACGCAGUUCUUUCCAUUCGAGUUCUUCGAAAAAGCCGGACUUUGAAUAUUUGCGUCAGAACCUGUGACGUGCUAUCGAUGGCAAAUUUGCAAGGGCGCUCUGGAGACGGGAAUUCUGGGCCAUUUUCAGUGAUUGGGAGGCUCCAGGGGCGGCAUCGACACAACUUGGUCCAUUUGCUUGCAUUGCACAAGAUGUCAAAAUCAACCAAGCGGCCUAAUAAGCUUGUUGAUAAUGUCGGUCACCCAAGCGGAUCCGAGGAAGAACCCAUUGAUACAGGCCUUAUUCGCUGUAUCUGUAAUUCAGCAGAUGACGACGGAUUCACUAUUCAAUGCGAACGCUGUCUAGUGUGGCAACACGCAUUUUGCGUUAAUAUCACUCAAACGAAUAUUCCAGAACAGUACUUUUGCGAUCAAUGCACUGGUCAACGACCCGAUGCGGCCACUAAAGGUCGUAAACCGAUGGAUCAUUCCCCUUCAAACUCACGCCGGCCUGUCGUUGAAAAGGGCAAACAUGGCUCACGUCCACCUUUGGUGGGAAAGCGAAAAGAAUCGAGCAAAUCUCUCGAACGUAUCAAGCCUAGCAGUGUGAAUUCAUUGGACGAUGUCCCCGUCGACAUGCCCAGUGAUUGGUUUUCUCCCACCGACCUGGACUCACCACCAGUCAAGUCCCCACGUCCACGUAAAGGGUCAUUCGGCACUAUGCUUAUCAAAGGAAGACAUGCACAACAAAUCAUUAUGGAAACUCGAGACAAGUGGAUGAAACUACCACGAUGGACCGGUCCUCUCUUUCACAAUGAUCGAGCCGACCCUUUACGCCAUUCCCUCAUGAGUGGCUUGUACAAUACUAUGAACAGUAAUACCAUGGCCAACACCAUCAGCAAGCUCGCUGUCCAAUCCAUUCCUCAGCAGCAGCAGCAAGACCAGCUCGGAUUAUUCGCUUCUCGUGAAAUCAAAGCCGACACUUACUUGAUGGAAGUCACCGGCACGGUCAUGCUAAAGUCCGAGUACAAGUAUGACCCCGACAAUCUCUACGGUUUUCUCGGCACGCCCCUUCCCAAAGUAUUUUUCUACCCUUUUCUAAACGUGUGUAUCGAUGCUCGUGAUCAAGGCAACGAUGUCCGUCACAUUCGUCGCUCAUGCUUUCCGAAUGCCGAAGUGAAAAAUAUCGUUUUACCUUACUCUCGUGAAGACACUAUUCAUUUAGGUCUUUUCUCACGUCAACCUAUCCAACCUGGAGAUGAAAUUACUAUUGGCUGGAACUGGCAGCAUGGCCAUGUUGCGUGGAAAAAGUAUCAAGAACAAGUCGCUUCCGACGGUCACGGCCAUCAUCACGUCAUUGACGAACAAGGCAUGCGCAAGAAUCGACAAACCCUGCAGCGCAUGCUCCAAUGUUGGGAAACCACUUUUGCCCGUCUUCCAUCACCAGUCCCUCUUCUGUGGAACACCAUGACGUUACUCUAGAACGUAAACGGCCUUUCUCUUCCGCACUACCGCCUUCCAAACGGCAUUCACCAGAACGAGUUAGCCCCGACGUGAUACCAUCUCGCCAAAUUGCUGUUGAUAAAAUGCGACAUGAUGUGCAGGCCAUGUUGCCUUCCCCGAUAGAAGAAAAUAUGGAUAUCG
Molecule: messenger RNA, 1663 nt
Organism: Radiomyces spectabilis
Lineage: Eukaryota; Fungi; Mucoromycota; Mucoromycetes; Mucorales; Radiomycetaceae
Exons: 3
Coding region: 119-1501 (460 amino acids)
Molecular function (GO): protein binding
Source: RefSeq, a predicted model, not a curated record